AACAAACAUCUUUUGCUUUGUAUCAGAUGGCAGAGGGAGACAAGAAGUCUGCCAAGAAGAAGCAUGGGAGCCGGAACCCGAAGCUGGCCCGGGGCAUGAGCCGCUACUCCCGGUCCGCUAUGUUCGCCCGUCGGGCCAUGUACAAGAGGAAGACCAAGACCACUGAGACCAAGGUGGAGAAAAAGCUUAAAGAGAAGCCCAAGGCCACUGUUGUCAAGACUGUUGGGGGAGACAAGAAUGGAGGCACUCGUGUUGUCAAGCUGCGCAAGAUGCCCCGUUACUACCCCACAGAGGACGUUCCCCGUAAACUGAAGAGCCAUGGAAAGAAGCCUUUCUGCCAGCAUAAGAGGAAGCUGCGCGCCUCCAUCACACCAGGAACUGUCCUCGUUUUGCUCACUGGUCGCCACCGUGGAAAGCGUGUGGUGUUCCUGAAGCAGCUCGCAAGUGGUCUCCUGCUUGUUACUGGCCCUCUGGCCUUGAACAGAGUCCCCCUGCGCAGGGCCCACCAGAAGUUUGUCAUUGCCACCAACACCAAGGUCGACAUCUCUGGUAUGAAGAUCCCCAAAACCCUCAGCGAUGCCUACUUCAAGAAGAAGAGGCUGAGGAGGCCCCGUCACCAGGAGGGAGAGAUCUUUGAUACAGAGAAAGAGAAGUACCAGCUGACAGAGCAGAGGAAGGAGGACCAGAAGGCUGUUGAUGCUCAGCUUCUGCCCCUCAUCAAGAAGGUACCUCAGCUUAAAGGGUACCUGCGCUCUUCCUUCUGCCUGUCUAAUGGUGUCUAUCCACACAAGCUGGUUUUCUAAAUGUGUUGUAAUAAAGAGUACCACCGUCUCAUGCCA
Acanthochromis polyacanthus (spiny chromis) is the source of this 839-nucleotide messenger RNA. RefSeq names its product ribosomal protein L6 (gene rpl6). NCBI's taxonomy places the organism in Eukaryota, Metazoa, Chordata, Actinopteri, Pomacentridae. The transcript has 6 exons. Bases 27 to 803 code for a protein of 258 amino acids. Gene Ontology annotation, molecular function: structural constituent of ribosome. Gene Ontology annotation, cellular component: ribosome. Gene Ontology annotation, biological process: translation. The record is from RefSeq and is a predicted model, not a curated record.